This is a messenger RNA of Chelonoidis abingdonii (Abingdon island giant tortoise), 2852 nucleotides long. RefSeq names its product homeobox B3 (gene HOXB3). The record is from RefSeq and is a predicted model, not a curated record. Gene Ontology annotation, cellular component: nucleus. Gene Ontology annotation, biological process: regulation of transcription by RNA polymerase II; embryonic skeletal system morphogenesis; anterior/posterior pattern specification. Gene Ontology annotation, molecular function: DNA-binding transcription factor activity, RNA polymerase II-specific; RNA polymerase II cis-regulatory region sequence-specific DNA binding. Lineage: Eukaryota; Metazoa; Chordata; Testudines; Testudinidae.
UUGUUGGGAAUCCCAGAGAUGCAGAAAACAACAUACUACGAAAGUUCAACGCUGUUUGGAGGCUAUUCCUACCAGGGUGCUAAUGGGUUUGGUUAUGAUGGCCCUCAACAGCCUUUCGAGCCUUCUUCUCACGUGGAGAAUGACUACCAGAGGUCUGCCUGCUCCCUCCAAUCUCUUGGCAACACUGCCCCACAUUCAAAAAGUAAAGACCUGAAUGGAAGCUGCAUGCGUCCAAGUUUGCCCCGGGAGAAUCAUCAAGCCCCACCUGUCUCACCACCCCCAAACUCUGUCACCAACAGCAACAGUAGCAACAGCAAUAGCCAGUCAGGGAGCAGUAAAACUGCCCCCAGCAAAUCAAAUCUCAGUUCAAACGCAACUCUUACCAAACAGAUUUUCCCCUGGAUGAAAGAAUCGAGACAAAACUCCAAACAGAAAAACAGCUCCCCUACCACAGAAAGCUGCAGCGGCGAGAGAAGCCCUCCAGGGUCUUCUGCCUCCAAACGAGCCCGCACUGCCUACACCAGCGCGCAGCUGGUGGAGCUGGAGAAGGAAUUCCACUUCAACCGCUACCUUUGCAGGCCCCGCCGAGUGGAGAUGGCCAACCUGCUCAACCUCAGCGAAAGGCAGAUCAAGAUCUGGUUCCAGAACCGGAGGAUGAAGUAUAAAAAAGAUCAGAAGUCGAAAGGCAUGGGGUCUUCCUCGGGGGGGCCCUCCCCAACGGGCAGCCCGCCCCAGGCCAUGCAGUCCUCAGCAGGAUUUAUGAAUGCCUUGCACACCCUGACUAGUAACUACGAUGACCCAUCGCCUCCUUCCUUCAAUAAGCCCCACCAGAAUGCCUAUGCCAUGUCCACUACCUACCAAAACCCCAUCAAAGGGUGCCCCUCGCAACAGAAGUAUGCCAACACCGCGCCGGAGUACGAACCCCACAUAUUACAGGGCAAUGGGAGCACAUAUGGAACUCCUAGUAUGCAAGGCAGCCCUGUAUACGUUGGAAGCAGCUAUGUGGAUUCUUUGCCUGCUUCAGGACCCUCCCUUUACAGCCUCAAUCACCUGCCACACCACCACUCUGCCAACAUGGACUACAACGGGGCUCCACAGAUGCCAACCAGCCAGCACCAUGGACCAUGUGAGACCCACCCGACCUACACAGACCUUUCCACGCACCACGCCUCUUCUCAGGGCCGAAUCCAAGAGGCGCCCAAACUCACCCACCUGUGAUAGGGUGGGGGCAGGGUGGGUUGGGAGGAGGGCAGGACAGACUCGUGAGAAAUUUGUGGAGCACUGAAGUGGGGUAGUGAAUCCGCAGUGGGAUUUGGUUCAGAAACAUUUGUGUUGAGCCCUUAAGAUAUUUAUUUGGUGGUCUGUCUAGUUAGCCCUUCAAGCGGAGAAAUUUCUGGCUUUUCCUGGUUUUAUUAAGCCCAUUAGGCACAACUUCUGAUGAUUAAUUCUAUUUAUUUGCAAGAUGCAUCUAUCUAUCCCAUGCACACCUCACUAUCUAUCUAUCCCCAUACACACCUCACUAUCUAAUCUAAUCUAUCUACCUGUCUAAACGCUGGAUAGAUAUACCUUCUAAUGCUUCAACACAAAUGCUUUUGAAUAUAUUUGGUGUAGUUUUAUGGAAAUCUAGCAAGAUACAAAACCAAAACAACCUGAUAUAUUUAAAGAAGGUACAAAGAUUCCUCGGACAUUGAUAAUGGCAGCAUACUGUCUACCCACCAAAUCUAUACAAUUGGCCUAUUAAGAACAGAUACAUUUUUUUAAUCUAAACAGAUUCAAAGAAAACUACACCCUCCAAAUCUCCCUCCAAAGAAUCUUACCUUUUCCUUUCCAGUCUAACUCUUGAGAUGAAGAACAUCUUCUUUUGCUGAGUAAUUCCUCCCCCACCCUAUCAGCUGAAAAUAUACAUAUCUGCCAACAUUUGGAAAUCUAACCUUUCUUCCUCCUCCUCUUCACACGGUCCUCAAAUAGGCUUAAGAGUUGCAAAGGUUCUGGAAAUAAAUUUCUGCAACAAAGCUGAUUUUAUAUAUAUAUAUAUAUUUUUAAAGAGGCCAAAGAGAGGAAGAUAAAGUUGACAGGUCUGGAUAUUUUUAACCUUUGCCUCUUAUGGAGUGAAGUCUCCAUUCGGUUAGAUGGUUUUUGGUUUAGGGUUCAUUAACAAAAAAGCAAUCUUAAGACUUAGAAAUCCUGCAUUUUGUUCCUCCUUCUCUCUUGACUUAACGUGAAAACAGGGUAUUUUUGAACAAACAGUAUGUCCUCCAAAAGAAGCAGAAGCGAAUGGACCUUUGGUAUUGGCUAAUGCUUUCUUGUCUGGACAUCUUUGUUGCACUUAGAGUUUACAUUCGAUGGGUAUAAAGCAACUUUGAAGGGCGUUCAUCCACUAAAUCCUGACGUCUUUCAAAAGCUGUGUGUUCUGGUGAACAUUCAUAUAUAUUUAUUGGUUAUAGCCAGUUUAAAAUAUUUUUCCUUUUUUUGUAUUAUUUAUCCCCCACAUCAUGUAUUUAUAUGAGAAAAAGAAUCAAACUGUACUUUUUUUUAGUAUUGACUUGUUAUAAAGGACAUUGUGUUUCCUUGUCAUUGUACAACAAGCUUAUUUUAGUUAUUGUAAUUUAGAAAGACCGGUAGUUUUAUGUUACCCUCGUACUUAUGAAUAACGUAAUUAGUUUUACUGGAGGCAUGAGAGCAGAUCCAGACUGUAAUUGUAUAGUCCUGAAUUAGAAGAACUAUAGCUAACCCCCCUCCCACGUCACCCCUCCUCUUUGGAGAUCUUUCUUUGUUCCUAUAGUAGUUAUUUUAUUUCCUUGCUUAAGGGUUGUCUGUUGAACAAUUCUUGAAUAAACUUUCUGUUAUCAAUU